GGGGCCUGUGUGCCAGGUGAAGGGAACAAGAGCAUAUACUUUGCAUGGUGGUCUCCCCAGGGGGCUGUUGUGGGCUGAUCCGCUGAUUAGUUGGAGAAAGUCGGUUGCCUGGAGGCAGAGAGAGGGGACGCCUACCUAGCAGAGGCAUAUCUUCCCUGGGGUGUCAGUGCAGCACAGGCCGGGGCACCUACCUGGCAGAGGCAGAUCCUGCUUGGGGUUUCAGUGCAGCACAGAGGCCAACAGCUCCUGGCACCAUGGCAAUGGAGAAUGAGAGGUUUGGAGUGGUGAGAGACUCUAUGCAGAAUAACCAGCUUCUACAAAAGGCUGAACUUGGGAAAAGCAUGCGGAAAUGCUACUCAUUGCCUGGACCAGAUUAUACCUACGGGCAAAGCAGUUACCUGAAGGAUGGAGGUGUGGCUGAAGCCAUAGGUCACUGGCGGUCUGUGGAGGCCAAAGCUCACCAGAGAAAACUAGAGAGGGACUUUGUUGCCCUCAACAGGGAAGCUGUGAAAUCCGGGCUGGUCACUGCAGGUGAACAUCAAACAUUCCGAAACACCCACAACAUUUGGCGCCCUGUGCAUGAAGGACACGUCAAGCCUCAAGAUCUGCACUUACCCCCUGGCAUGACCUUUGGGAUCUCCUCAAGGUACCACUGGCACCGACCAUCAGAGGUAAUCAUUCAUACAGUCAUUCAACACAGAUACCCACAAAUACAUAGGCCUUCAACACCUAUAAUGGAUCUUAUUGAGCAUAGAUACCAACAUCUUUGGCUUGAGCAGCAGAAACAAGCAACUGAGGCCCUUCGUCUGAAGUCACUGGAGAAGAUAAAAUUAGGAAAGGUGCAGGACACUCGAACUACCAUGCUCAGAAGAUACCAGCCUCCUGAGGAGCCGGCCCCUCUCUGGCAGCUGCCACGUUUUCAGAAGGUCGGACCUCAUCUUGACACCUUCGGAAGUGACAGAGCGCGUCAAAGAGCUUUCAGCGCCCACCAGUCUGAUGCCAUCGCUCGGCGAGGCAUCCUUGGACAAGGCAUCUAUAAUAUCAGUUGAAAAUUGUAGAUUUAUGGAAAAUAUGCACCAAUACAAACAAUAUAAUAAAUAUCCGUGUCCAGACCAAUAAAACAGUGCGUCUUUUACAGAUAAUAAAUAUCCGUGUCCAGACCAAUAAAACAGUGCGUGUUUUACAGAUA
Molecule: messenger RNA, 1189 nt
Organism: Pseudophryne corroboree (corroboree frog)
Lineage: Eukaryota; Metazoa; Chordata; Amphibia; Anura; Myobatrachidae
Gene: CFAP77
Product: cilia and flagella associated protein 77
Exons: 7
Coding region: 255-1049 (264 amino acids)
Source: RefSeq, a predicted model, not a curated record